CCAACCUCCCCUGCUUCAGAUCCCUUCUAUACUUGGUUUUCGCCCAAGAUUGGCUUACAGAAGAGAUGAAAUGUGGUCUGAGGGGCGGUAUGACUAUGAAAGGCUCCCAAGAGAAAGAGGGCCGCCUCGGAAUCACGGCAAUGAUGCCUACAAUAGAGUAGUUAAUAUUGUGCCAAAGAAAUCACCACUGCUAGAAAAGAGACCACCACUGCUAGAAAAGAGACCACCACUGCUAGAAAAGAGACCACCACUGCUAGAAAAGAGACCACCACUGCUAGAAAAGAGACCUCCACUGCUAGACAGACCUGAUGAAGGAAGCUACAAUAGAUAUUACAGUCAUGUUGAUUACCGAGACUAUGACAAGGGCCGCAGUUUUUCUCAUGAUCGAAGGAAUGUUCUACCUCACAGAGGAGAUGAAUCUGGUUAUAGAUGGACUAGAGAUGAUCAUUCUGCAAGCCGACAGCCUGAAUACAGGGACACAAGAGAUGGUUUUAGAAGAAAAAGUUUCUACUCUUCCCAUUAUUCAAGGGACCGUUCUCCCCAUAAAAGGGAGCCUCCAUUUUUCAGAGAGUCACCUGGAGGUCGAAAGGACUCUCCACACAGCAGAUCUGGCUCCAGUGUCAGCAGCAGGGGCUACUCUCCAGAACGGAGCAAACCAUAUUCAUUCCACCAGUCUCAGCAUAGAAGUACGUAUAUUUAACACGUAGCGGCCUUCACCAGUGAAACCACAGCCCCACUUUCAGCUUUUUCUGUAUCUUCAAACCCUGUGUUAGACAAACCCACUAGGUUAACCGAAAAGGAACUGGCUGAGGCUGCAAGCAAGUGGGCUGCGGAAAAGUUAGAGAAGUCGGAUGAGAGUAACUUGCCUGAAAUUUCUGAGUUUGAGACGGUACCUGCGGCACCAUUAUUCAUUGACCAGCCGGAAGAACCUGAGUCGAAUACAACGGAUGGGAUAGAAUUAUUUGAAGACAGUCAGCUAGACAGUCGCUCUAAAGCAAUAGCAUCAAAAACCAAAGAGAUUGAACAGGUUUAUCGGCAAGACUGUGAAACUUUCGGGAUGGUGGUGAAAAUGCUGAUUGAAAAAGAUCCUUCAUUAGAACAGUCAAUACAGUUUGCACUGAGGCAGAAUUUACAUGAAAUAGGUGAGCGUUGUGUUGAAGAAUUGAAGCAUUUCAUUGCAGAGUAUGAUAAUUCUGCUCAAGAUUUUGGAGAACAUUUUUAGAAGAAUUAGUGUUCAGGCAAAAUAAACAUAAAAAGAAAUGUUUCUAGAUAUAACCACCCUCCCUCCUCCACCUGUGGAACUGUGUAAAUCCUUAAUGUACAGGACUUUUGUGAGGAAGAGCAAUACUUUGUUUGGCCAUAUUUCCAACUCAGUUAAAUGUCUAAAAUAGUCUUUGAAAGAUACUUUAACUAUAAUUUUUUUCUAAACAUAAAGUCACUUAGUCUAUACUCUCCCAGCCACUCCCCAUCCCCCCAAAUGAUGGUUAAUUUACUAAGCUUUGGUAAAGCAAUCCUGGAGACCAGUUCUUUGUACUUACUCCUAGUCUACUGUCUUCCAUGACAUACGGUGAUUUGUUUGGUCAUUUGAGUGUAAUUUAUAGGUAGAGAUCAUUCCACUUAAAUGAUAGUCUUUUGCAUUCUUGUAGCAGAGAUCGCCAUGUGAAAACCGUUAGCGUUUUGAGUUGUAAUUUUUUUUUUUUUUUUUUUUUUUACUGAGUCUUUAGUUAGGCCUUUUGCAAGUCGGGGAUACCAUCCUAAUAAGCAGUA
This is a messenger RNA of Dipodomys ordii (Ord's kangaroo rat), 1767 nucleotides long. RefSeq names its product periphilin 1 (gene Pphln1). NCBI's taxonomy places the organism in Eukaryota, Metazoa, Chordata, Mammalia, Rodentia, Heteromyidae. Gene Ontology annotation, biological process: negative regulation of gene expression, epigenetic; protein localization to heterochromatin; negative regulation of DNA-templated transcription. Gene Ontology annotation, cellular component: nucleoplasm. The record is from RefSeq and is a predicted model, not a curated record. The transcript is spliced from 10 exons.